AUGCUCUCCAGCUAUGUGUGCAGCGACCCCAAUACGUCGAGAGUAUGCGUUGUUAUGGUAGGACUGCCCGCGCGAGGCAAGUCAUUGAUGUCUCAAAAAAUCGUGCGCUACUUAAAAUGGAGAUCGAUUUCCGCCAAGGCGUUUAAUAUUGGAAAUUACCGGCGUAAGGCAAACGCUCACCCCAGCGCCGAUUUCUUUGCUCUCAGCAACGAUGAGGGGGCUAGCUUGCGCCGUUUAGCCGCCCAAGAGGCGCUGAACGACCUUGUUUCCUGGAUGGACAAAGAAGGGGGCCGGGUGGCUAUUUAUGACGGAACCAACUCAACGAAACGGCGCCGAGCCUGGAUCGCCGAGCAACUUUCGCAACACAAUAUACACCCGCUGUUUAUUGAAAGUGCUUGUGAAAAUGAUGAAAUUAUCUUGAACAACAUCAUGGACGUCAAAACAACUUCUCCAGACUACAAGGGCGUAGACCCGCAAACCGCGGCAAAAGACUUUAUCAACCGAAUCGAAGUAUACCGGAAGGACUAUGAAUCCAUAAGCAGCUCGGAGAUGAUCAGCUAUUUGAAAAUUAUCGACGCUGGUGCGCAGGUUGUCGUCAACAAAGUCAAAUCGUAUCUUGAGUCUCAUAUCGUUUACUAUCUCAUGAAUUUGCAUAUCAAGCCUCGCCGACUGUGGCUCUCUCGGCAUGGUGAGUCUGAGUACAAUGUCCUCGGAUUGCUUGGUGGCAACAGUAAUCUGUCGGAGCGUGGAAUGAUGUACGCUGAGAAGCUCCCUGAGCUGGUCGCCAAUGCCGUGGGGGAUCAGCCACUGACGGUGUGGACUUCGACAUUGAAACGCACACAGCAGACGGCGAGCAAGUUGCCGUACCAGCAAAUCCAGUGGAAGGCUCUGGAUGAGCUUGAUGCUGGUGUUUGCGAUGGGUUGACGUACGAGGAGAUCCAACAGAAAUACCCUGAAGAUUUUGCGGCUCGCGAUGAAAACAAGUUCGAGUACCGGUACAAAGGAGGCGAGUCUUAUCGCGAUGUUGUGACGCGGCUGGACCCCAUCAUCAUGGAAUUAGAACGCCAAGAGAAUAUUCUCAUCGUCACCCACCAGGCUGUUCUUCGCUGCAUUUACGCCUAUUACAUGGACGUCCCCCAAGAACAAAGCCCUUGGAUGAACGUCCCUCUGCACACCCUCAUAUGCCUUGAACCCAGAGCUUAUGGUACCAUUGAAACCCGUAUUUCUGCCAAUAUACCGGCUGUGAGUACGUUCAGGGCCAAAGGAGAGCUCCCUCAGCACCAAGAGCCAGACGGACAGAAUGCAUAG
Wickerhamiella sorbophila is the source of this 1308-nucleotide messenger RNA. Its product is annotated as Fructose-2,6-bisphosphatase. The record is from RefSeq and is a predicted model, not a curated record. Gene Ontology annotation, cellular component: cytosol. Gene Ontology annotation, biological process: fructose 2,6-bisphosphate metabolic process; fructose metabolic process. Gene Ontology annotation, molecular function: ATP binding; fructose-2,6-bisphosphate 2-phosphatase activity; 6-phosphofructo-2-kinase activity. Lineage: Eukaryota; Fungi; Ascomycota; Dipodascomycetes; Dipodascales; Trichomonascaceae. The transcript has a single exon. The coding region runs from base 1 to 1308 and encodes 435 amino acids.